This is a messenger RNA of Sciurus carolinensis (gray squirrel), 915 nucleotides long. RefSeq names its product olfactory receptor 19-like. The transcript has a single exon. Bases 85 to 915 code for a protein of 276 amino acids. Gene Ontology annotation, molecular function: olfactory receptor activity; G protein-coupled receptor activity. Gene Ontology annotation, cellular component: membrane. The record is from RefSeq and is a predicted model, not a curated record. Gene Ontology annotation, biological process: G protein-coupled receptor signaling pathway. NCBI's taxonomy places the organism in Eukaryota, Metazoa, Chordata, Mammalia, Rodentia, Sciuridae.
UUCACAGAAAUUUCGGAAUUCCAUCUGCUGGGACUUUCAGAGGACCCAGAACUGCAGCUCCUCAUCUUUGGACUUUUCCUGUUCAUGUACCUGGUCACUGUGCUGGGGAACCUGCUCAUCAUCCUGGCCACUAUCUCAGACUCCCACCUGCACACACCCAUGUACUUCUUCCUCUCCAACCUGUCCUUUGUGGACAUCUGUUUGGUCUCUACUACUGUCCCAAAGAUGCUGGUGAACAUCAAGAUGCAGAGCAAGGUCAUAACAUAUGAAGGCUGCUUAAUACAAAUUUACUUUUUUAUAUUAUUUAUAGUGUUGGACAACUUCCUUCUGGCUGUGAUGGCCUAUGACAGGUACGUGGCCAUCUGCCACCCCCUACACUACACAGUCAUCAUGAACCACAGGCUCUGUGGAUUGCUGGUGCUGGCAUGCUGGGUCACAAAUGUCCUGAAUUCCUUACUAGAAACCUUAAUGGCAUUGCGGCUGUCCUUCUGCACAGACCUGGAAAUCCCACAUUUUAUAUGUGAACUUAAUCAACUGGUCCUGCUUGCAUGCUCUGACACUUUUCUUAAUAACAUAGUGAUGUAUUUUGCAGCUUUGCUUCUGGCUGGUGUCCCCCUUGCUGGCAUCCUUUACUCCUACUCCAAGAUAGUGUCCUCCAUCCAUGCAAUUUCAACAGCUCAGGGCAGGCACAAAGCCUUCUCCACCUGUGCGUCUCACCUAUCUGUGGUCUCCUUAUUUUAUUGCACACUCUUGGGAGUGUAUCUUAGUUCUGCUGUGACCCAAAACUUACGCUCUACUGCAACAGCCUCAGUGAUGUACACUGUGGUCACCCCCAUGCUGAACCCCUUCAUCUAUAGUCUGAGGAAUAAGGACCUCAUCAGUGCUCUGAAAAAAAUUUUGAGGAUAAAAUUUUGA